Messenger RNA from Alternaria burnsii, 1260 nucleotides. RefSeq names its product indoleamine-dioxygenase family protein. Gene Ontology annotation, cellular component: cytoplasm. Bases 1 to 1260 code for a protein of 419 amino acids. The record is from RefSeq and is a predicted model, not a curated record. The transcript has 2 exons. Gene Ontology annotation, biological process: 'de novo' NAD+ biosynthetic process from L-tryptophan. Gene Ontology annotation, molecular function: heme binding; indoleamine 2,3-dioxygenase activity; metal ion binding. NCBI's taxonomy places the organism in Eukaryota, Fungi, Ascomycota, Dothideomycetes, Pleosporales, Pleosporaceae.
AUGAGUCCCCAUAAGAUUCCCGUGCUCCCUUCGCCCGCCGCACUCCCUUAUUACGGCAUCUCAAAGAACGGCUUCUUGCCUGCCGAGUCACCAUUGACUCGCUUACCGCAUACCUACUAUCAACCAUGGGAAAAGAUCAUUGAGCAAAUCCCAAUACUCGUCGAGACACAACAAAUACGGCAAUGGGUUGACGAGUUGCCGGUUCUAGACACAUCACAUCUUUCUAGUGAGGCGGAAUGGCAGAGAGCUCAUUCAAUGCUGGCCGUCAUAGCUCAAGGUUACAUAUGGGCUGGUCCUGAGCCAUCAGAGCGACUACCUCCAGCCAUCAGUGUACCAUUCCUGCGGACUGCUGAGUACCUUGAGGUGCAUCCGGUGGCCACAUACGCAGCUCUAAAUCUAUGGAAUUGGACACCAUUGAGCGAGAACGCCGACUUGACACAACCGGAAAACAUGGUGGCGUUGCACACAGUGAGUGGUAGUGAUGAUGAAUCGUGGUUCUUCAUCAUAUCAAACGCCAUGGAGGCAAGAGCAGGCCCACUCAUCGAGGCCAUGCUGGGCGCAGUCGAAGCAGUAGAGACCAACGAUGUCACAACAAUCAUACACGCGCUGCAAUACUUCCGACAGGGAAUGCAAAGCAUCGGCCAGCUGCUGGAACGUAUGGAUGAGCGGUGUGACCCACAAAUGUUUUAUCACACCAUUCGACCCUUCUUGGCUGGCAGCAUGAACAUGGCCACUGCCGGUCUGCCCAACGGUGUCUUCUAUGACGAGGGCAAUGGAAACGGCACGUGGCGCGCAUAUCGGGGCGGAUCCAAUGGUCAGUCGUCAUUGCUACAGUUUUUCGACGCGGUUCUUUCAGUCGACCAUUCCCGGAGCGGCGGCUUUCACGCGGAAAUGCGUGGCUACAUGCCUGGACCCCACGCCCGCUUCCUUGACGACGUCGCCGCGAUCGCAAACAUCCGAAGCUAUGUUAACAGUCAUGGAGACAACGUUGAGCUCCUGACAGCAUUCAACGAAGCAGUCGCAGCACUCAGCGGAUUCCGCGACAAGCACAUCGCUCUGGUGACCAGGUACAUUAUCAUACCGAGUCGGAUGGGAAAGCCAACGACUGGCCCUAAAAGAAGAGAUCUCGCUUCCGCCUCGACCGAACUAGCUACCGGGAAGCCAAAAACGCAAGAAUUGGUAGGGACAGGAGGUACUAAGUUGAUACCAUUCCUACGAACUUCGAGAGACGAGACGAGCGAAACGAAAGUCGUGCAUUGA